Pocillopora meandrina is the source of this 1891-nucleotide messenger RNA. Lineage: Eukaryota; Metazoa; Cnidaria; Anthozoa; Scleractinia; Pocilloporidae. The record is from the annotation of a GenBank genome assembly.
AUUUCGAUGGAAUAGCAACGGCAUCUACAUGAGUGGAAGCAACAUCCUAAUUCCAUCAAAAUGUUUUUUAACUACAGGCCAAGGUUUGAGAACAGUGAUUUCCUGGGACAGUUACGAGCUGAAAGAAGAGUUGCGAACGAAAUAGGUCUAGACCUUCGUGCCAAAUUCCUCAAAAAUGUGGAAACGCUGUUACAGUCAUUUCACCAAAGCGGCACAUGUGAUACACGCGAUCUUAAGCCCACUAAUGGCGAUGCAAUUGAAGUUAUUAGAAUGAAAAUGAAGAGCGAGGCACAGAAAGUGCUCCGUGUACUCGAUGGUCGGGUUGAAGAUGAUUUCUCAGAGUCAGAAUUCGAAAAGCCACAUGAUGAAGAGUUAGAAGACACAAGCGCCAGAUGCCACGUGGGUUCAGACUCACCAAAACAGCCUGGCUCGAAAAAGACGUAUCGAUACAAAUGUCCAGUAAGUAAUACUGUUUGUUAUCAGCAUAAUACAGAUUAAUGUCGUCUCCGUAAGUUAAAUCCAAAAAAUUAAUAAAUAAGUCAUCAAAAAGCAGUCAUAUAUACAGUCGGGUUACCAUGGUGAUAUUUAAAGCUGCAUCACUUCUGUUGACUUAUAGUUCAUAUCAAAGUUUGAUUUUCUAGUGACAUAAUUUAUGACUCGGUAUAUUAUUUUGAUUGCCAUGCAAAGGGAAUUGUUUGUUAUUUUAGUGAUUCAUGGAUGUGGAGCUCAGCAUGUAGGUCCUGUAAAAAUAUUUUGUAUUUUCCAUAACUUUAUUGUGUGUUUUAUUCAUUUUACAGAUUUGUAACGAAAACUACACACACAUUGCGAACCAUUUGAAGUUUUUUCACAAACUCAAAAAGGAAGAUGUCUCAAAAAUAAGACUUCAAGAAAAGAGCAAAAGAAUCAGGUGAGAUACAUGUAUAUAGUUGUGUCAAUAAAUAGAUAUCAGUGUGCAUUGAUCAUUCAUAUUUGAAAACUUUUAGUAAUAUUUCCAAAUUUGUUGAUACAAUGCAUUGUUCUUAGUUGAACUAUCUCUAAAAAAUAUUUAUUUCAUUGUUAAAGAUAUUCAUUUCCUAAAUUUUGUGGUUUUAAAACACAUACAACUUCCAAAAUUCCAUGUAUUGUACUUUUUUAAAUAAAAAAACUUGGAAAAAUGCUACUUUGCAAGCACUGUGACUGUACAGUGUGUGGUUCUUUCUGAUGUAACAUCCAUGAGAAUGUAAUUGAAUUUCUUACUUUUAAUCUAAAUUAGAAAAGUCCUAAGUAAUCGGCAAGAGAAAAAAGUAAUAUCAAGAUUAUUACAGUAGCCCUACUCAUCAGAACAAAGAUUGUGAUUCGCCCAAGCAACAAAGAAAGGCAGAUAGAACAAUGACUACAAAAAGGAAGAGGCAUUGUUCGACAUUAUCCUGCUUUUCAAUGAUUUUAUUCUUUUUGCCCUAGCACCAGCUUCAUUCUAACAGUAGUGGGCGCCUCGAUUAUUACAAUAGAAAUGUAGUAAAUAGUUUUUUUGGUAUGUAAUGUCCAUGCUGCCUCAUAAUCACAAAUAGUGAGUAAAAUAUUAAGCUGUUGUGAAAAUGCAAAUGUGGAUGUUGUAAGGCCAAUAUGUUUUUUGUAUAUAAAUUCAUCUAAAACAGCCUAUUCUUUGUAUCAAGAAAUCCCUUUUCACUAAUCAUAUUAUUCAUCUUACAUCUUCAGUAACAAACAGGUAUUACAACCAUUUUAAAUUAUUGUUUUCUCUUCUAGAGAAGCAAAGAGUGGAAAUAAGAGGCCAUUGCGACCUUGCCCAGUUAAGUCAUGCAAGUGGGAAGGUUACCGAAUGGAUUAUCAUUUGCCACAGAAGCACAACAUAAAGAAAGGGUCAAAAAGGUACAAGGCUCUUACCUCUCCAUAA